Messenger RNA from Suncus etruscus (white-toothed pygmy shrew), 1991 nucleotides. Its product is annotated as cytochrome b5 reductase 4. Gene Ontology annotation, molecular function: oxidoreductase activity; heme binding. Gene Ontology annotation, cellular component: endoplasmic reticulum. Gene Ontology annotation, biological process: superoxide metabolic process; generation of precursor metabolites and energy. Lineage: Eukaryota; Metazoa; Chordata; Mammalia; Eulipotyphla; Soricidae. Bases 78 to 1637 code for a protein of 519 amino acids. The record is from RefSeq and is a predicted model, not a curated record. The transcript is spliced from 16 exons.
GCUGUCGAUAGUGAGGCUUGCCCGACAGUGCUCGGGCUCGGCGGUGGACUUCAGCAGCUCCGGGCCCGGGGUUCAGGAUGUUGAACGUCCCUUCGCCGGCCUUCCCGGCCCCCAGUUCGCAGCAGCGCUCCGACUCCUCGGGACGGGGCAAGGUACCUCUAAAACAAGGCAGAAGUCUUAUGGAUUGGAUUAGAUUAACCAAAAGUGGAAAGGAUCUAACAGGAUUAAAAGGCAGGCUAAUUGAAGUCAGUGAAGAAGAACUUAAAAAACACAACACAAAAGAUGAUUGUUGGAUAUGCAUAAGGGGAUUUGUUUAUAAUGUCAGUCCUUAUAUGGAAUAUCACCCUGGUGGCGAAGAAGAACUGAUGAAAGCAGCAGGAGCAGAUGGUACUGAACUUUUUGAUCAGGUUCAUCGAUGGGUCAAUUAUGAGUCCAUGCUGAAAGAAUGCCUGGUUGGCAGAAUGGCAGUCAAACUUGUCACUUGUAAAGACAAUCGAGAGGAGAAGAAAGUCUUAAAUGGCAUGCUUCACAAGAGCCAAGUCACAAAUACAUUUGCCAAAGGCCCUAGUUCUCCAAGCUAUGACUGGUUUCAAACAGAUUCUUUAGUCACCAUUGUCAUAUAUACCAAACAGAAGAAGGAUGUUGGUUUAGAUUCAAUAAUAGUUGAUCAAAAGGACGAUUCCUUUAGAGCAGAAACAAUUAUCAACGGAUAUUCAUAUCUUAUCCAUAUUAAACUAAGUCAUGAAAUUCAAGAAUUUUCUGUGCGAAUUAUUGAGAAUGUGGGAAAAAUAGAGAUUGCCCUGAAGAAAAAAGAGAAAACUUGUUGGAAGUCUCUUGGUCAUUUCCUGGAAGCUCACAAUUCAUUUAUUCCAAAGAAAGAUAGAGGUUUGUACUACAGAAACUGUCAGUUAAUUUCCAAAGAACAUAUUGCUCAUAACACAAAGCUUUUCUGCUUGCUGCUGCCACCAAGCUCUCAUCUCCAGGUGCCAAUUGGACAACAUGUUUAUUUCAAGCUAACUAUCACAGGUAAAGAGAUAGUGAAGCCAUAUACACCUGUCUGUGGUUCCUUAGUCUCUGAGUUCAAAGAACCACUUCUUCAUAAUGAUAAACACAUCUACUUUUUGAUCAAAAUCUAUCCUGAUGGACUAUUCACACCAGAACUUGAUCAUCUUCAGAUUGGAGAUUUUGUUUCUGUAAGCAGUCCUGAGGGCAAUUUUAAAAUAUCCCAGCUCCAAGAAUUAGAAGAUCUCUUUUUAUUGGCAGCUGGAACAGGCUUCACACCCAUGGUUAAAAUACUGAAUUAUGCUUUGACUAAUAUACCCAGUCUCAGGAAAGUGAAGCUGAUGUUCUUCAACAAAACAGAAGAUGAUAUAAUUUGGAGAAGCCAACUGGAGAAAUUAUCAUUUAAAGAUAAAAGAUUUGAUACUGAAUUUGUUCUCUCUGCACCUAACUCUGAAUGGAAAGGUAAAACAGGACACAUUUCACUAGCUCUCCUUUCCAAUUUUUUAAUAAAAAGUUCAGAGAAAUCUCGAGUCCUCAUCUGCAUUUGUGGCCCAACACCAUUUACAGAACAAGGAGUGAGGUUGCUACAUGAUCUUAACUUUUCCAAUGAGGAGAUCCAUAGUUUCACAGGGUAAAGAAGAGUUGCUACUGUAAAUCAGCGGUUUCAUUUCCAUUUGUGAUUAUUGAGGGUUUUCUAAGCCAGCAUUUUUGUGUAUUCUUGAAGGUUAUCUAGAUUCUAGGCUUCAGUUUCUUAAAUGAACCAAAUGUUCCUACAAUAUAGAAAAUUUGUUGGUUUAUUUUGUACUGUAAUUUAUUUUACUACUGAUAUUUGACAUGUAAAGUCAAUUAUGGCAACAAAUACAUACAGGAUUCUUUGUUAGGAAUCACAAGAGUCUUUUUGCCAUUUAAAUUUUAUCACUUCUACAGUAAGCUCUUGUGUUUUAUGAUAUGAUAAAUGAUCACUUUGAUCACAUUUCUAUGCUACAAAA